AUGCGAAUCCAGUUCCUCGGCUUCGCCGGAGUGAUUAUGGCAACCUCGUCUACCGCGAGAUCCUACAUGACAGGAGAAGACGAAGACCCGGCACCUUUGACCAUCCCGGUUUCAGCUGGUGCAGAGCUCGCCAUGCUCUCUGCUGCGGGGCUUUGCCUCUUGUCGUGCGAAGUCCGGGCGCAAGUGACUGUCCUCCUGGACUAA
Penicillium argentinense is the source of this 204-nucleotide messenger RNA. RefSeq lists its product as uncharacterized. Lineage: Eukaryota; Fungi; Ascomycota; Eurotiomycetes; Eurotiales; Aspergillaceae. The record is from RefSeq and is a predicted model, not a curated record. The coding region runs from base 1 to 204 and encodes 67 amino acids. The transcript has a single exon.